Messenger RNA from Fusarium musae, 306 nucleotides. RefSeq lists its product as uncharacterized. Bases 1 to 306 code for a protein of 101 amino acids. Lineage: Eukaryota; Fungi; Ascomycota; Sordariomycetes; Hypocreales; Nectriaceae. The transcript is spliced from 2 exons. The record is from RefSeq and is a predicted model, not a curated record.
AUGAGUACCAGUAUCCUUUCGGCGACAUGCCGAAGUCACAUUGUUUCGUACAAGCGUCCUCCAGGAGUUGGACUUGGUUGGGGUGACUUUGAUCGCUUCUAUGAAUGGCAGUUACAUGGCCGCAAGGUCCAAAAAUCGAUGGUACAAGCUCAGAGGUUUCAGCAAUCCAACUAUCCCCAUGUGACCUUCAUUUCCGAGUUGACUGGCUGCCUUCAUAUUGUACGAACAGAUUCGACCAAGAUUGGAUCUCGAAGAAAUCUCAAGAAACUCAGCCUGUGGCAGAAGCUCAAAAAUAGGAAGAACUAA